AUGGCCAACAUUACCCUCAUGGAGUUUUUACAGACCGACCCGGCUGCGUUUCAAUAUUACGAUCGCAACCAGGCCAAUACAAGCACUUAUCAUGAGAGAUUCGAUAUCACUCGGGUUACCAAUAUCCAUACGUGGGAUGAGUUCAACCUAGGCACCAUUAUGAACCAGUUUCGCGACUUACUCGACAACGUUCGGGUUGGAACUGAUGCGCGCCCGAUCACGCCCCCUCUACGCUUCGCGGCCGAGGACUACCUACGGGAACUAGUAUGCGUAUAUGCCGACCGUCCUGUUCGCCGCGCCUUAGCCAGGACGUUUACAUAUAUUGCUGCAAAUCCUAGUAACGAGUGGGUAGGCCGCACUGCGAUUACCUUAGGCGCUGGAAGCUCGACAGCUCUUAUUGGAAAGUUUGUGCCGGACCGGGCUAUGUAUAACCCCAGCGUUGACGUAUCCGUCAACCGUCUGCCAGGCGAAAUCAAGCCAUCGUGGAAGUGGGAUGCGGCCUGGCUCGCGCCACACAGCGAACGUCGUCGAGUGGGCAUUAAGCGCCUAUCGCAGCUCACCUUUUACAUGUUGCAGCAAGGAUAUCGGGCGCAGCACUCGGGCGCCAAGUACGGCUACAUGCUCACAGACAAGGAGCUGAUAGCCUUUCGCAAGGAGGAUGCGCAGCGCACCAUCUCCGUGUCAAAGCCGGUGCCGUGGGCUGGACCAUCGAACGGAGAACCGAGAAUGACCGUUCUGCUUGCUCUUUGGUAUCUGGGAAUGCUGUCUUCUCAUGAUGAUGACUGGAACCUUGACGCGCAGCCAGGUGACCCAGCAGACAGCGAACUAAUCAGCCAGCGAAGGGUCGCCCCUGCCCCUGGGGCUGCUACAUCAUAG
Molecule: messenger RNA, 876 nt
Organism: Cordyceps militaris CM01
Lineage: Eukaryota; Fungi; Ascomycota; Sordariomycetes; Hypocreales; Cordycipitaceae
Exons: 1
Coding region: 1-876 (291 amino acids)
Source: RefSeq, a predicted model, not a curated record